GUCUUUUGUGUAACAGUUGAACUGUAUUUUUCAUCUGUGAUGUCUUUGAUGGCUCUCUAGUAAAAGGGUUUCAGAAAUACAGAGAUGAGGAUGCAGCCUUUGCUCUUGGUGUUGUUGGUGUGUGUGUUCUGGCAGCACGGCAGCUCCUCCCUCAUGCCAGCUGAAUGCCAAGACGCCGCUGUGGUGAAGGCAGCGGAGGAGACCUUAGAGCAGAUCAACGCAGACCGGCAGGAAGGGUAUGUCCUCUCACUCAACCGACUUUAUGAUGUCAAACAGGACAUAAAGGCGGAAGGUGUGAGACAUUUACAGCUGACGAUAGAUGUACUGGAAACAGAGUGUCAUGUGAUCAGCCGGAGAAAAUGGAAAUCCUGUGCUGUUAAGGGGAUUGGUAAUCUGCCGGUGUUUGGGACGUGUGAUGCAUCGGUUUCCCUUCAGAGCUCCAUCAAAGUUCAGAAUUACAACUGCACCAUCCAACAAGUGGCAGCUCGAGCUAUAGUAAACACUUGCCCUGACUGUCCAACUGCAGAACACUUAGAUGAUCCAGUUAUAUCUGAGACCACAAAGCUGGCCCUGCAGAAAUUUAACAAAGAGAAUGCUUUCCCACAUUUCUUUGCUCUUCUGAAUAUAACAGCAGCCAGCAUGCAGUGGGUUGUGGGUCCAUCUUACUUUGUGGAGUUCACCAUUCAAGAUACUGACUGCAAGAAAAGCACUGCUGAUAUUGAGCUCACGCAAUGCAAGCUGAAGGACUCGGAGUCAGCUCACAAGGGGUUUUGCACUGGUUCACACAUCAAUGCUGAUCACGGGCUGGAGAUUAAAGUUCCAGUUGAGGUCAAAUGUGAAAUAUUUCAACCAAUGGCUGUUCCACAAGGACCUUUAGGAUCAGUACAUGUUCUCUCUCCUCCACCCAUCCAAACUGCCCCCAGAGUCCAGCCCAUGGCCAGCAGCUGCCCGGGGGAGAGACGACACAACCUUGGAUUGACAGAGCUGAAUUUCUGAUUGAAAUCACUUAAAACCCGGCCAUCCAUAAACAAGCACUCGAAUUUCCCAAAAGACAAAUGUGGUCUGUGCUCUCAUUUUCAGAUUGAGAUUUUUCAAGUAUAUAGGUUUUUCGCCUAGGCACAGUAACAUAUCAAUAAAGAAAUUCUUAACAGAAGCACAGAAUUUCAGAAAACCUUAAAAAAAUGCCAGAGUCAUA
This is a messenger RNA of Sinocyclocheilus grahami, 1195 nucleotides long. RefSeq names its product fetuin-B. Gene Ontology annotation, molecular function: cysteine-type endopeptidase inhibitor activity. NCBI's taxonomy places the organism in Eukaryota, Metazoa, Chordata, Actinopteri, Cypriniformes, Cyprinidae. The record is from RefSeq and is a predicted model, not a curated record. Bases 85 to 996 code for a protein of 303 amino acids. The transcript has 7 exons. Gene Ontology annotation, biological process: negative regulation of endopeptidase activity. Gene Ontology annotation, cellular component: extracellular region.